Messenger RNA from Priapulus caudatus, 1045 nucleotides. RefSeq names its product ctenidin-1-like. Lineage: Eukaryota; Metazoa; Priapulida; Priapulimorpha; Priapulimorphida; Priapulidae. The record is from RefSeq and is a predicted model, not a curated record. The transcript has 2 exons. The coding region runs from base 17 to 628 and encodes 203 amino acids.
AACACACGUCUUGAAGAUGGGUUUUAUUAAUUGGGCAGUGAUUGCCUUUGCACUCAUAGCCGCGGCACACUCAAUUGGAUAUGGCGGCUACGGAGGCGGCUAUGGCAGAGGCGGCUAUGGCAGAGGCGGCUAUGGCAGAGGCGGCUUUGGAGGAGGCUUCCACGGUAUAGGCGGUUACGGCGGCGGCCAUGGCGGCGGUUACGGAGACUAUGGCGGCGGCCAUGGCGGCGGUUACGGAGACUAUGGCGGCGGCUAUGGAGGCUAUGGCGGCGGCCGUGGAGGCUAUGGCGGUGGCCAUGGAGGCUUUGGAGGCAUAGGCGGUUACGGAGGCGGCCAUGGAGGCGGUUACGGAGGUGGUGGCUACGGCGGCGGUAUUCACCGUCCAUUAUUUAUAUUUCUAAAAGAUACAAGCAACACCCACACGAAGGCAGAAGAUACAAGCUACACCCACACCCACACGAAGGCAAAAGAUACAAGCAACACCCACACGAAGGCAAAAGGCUACAUAACUCAGCUUAUUUCCCAACACCGACAAGGCAGCUAUGGCGACGACCAUGGCGGCGACAAUGGCGACGACUAUGGCGGCGACAAUGGCGACGACCAUGGCGGCGGCUAUGGUCGUAGAUAGAUAUGGAUUUAUACAAAAUUUCACACAGACAUGCAAUUGUUAAUGUUAUUGAUGCUAUUUUAAAGACAUCAUAAGGUUUACAGGUUAGUGUUUUGAUUUUUGUAAAGACGAUUGCUUAAUUAGGUAGGGAGUAAGGAGUAAAAAGUACGAACACUGCAUAAAUCGUUUCAUUGUUGAUAAUGUAGAAAUCCUCCUUUUUUACUUAUGAAGCAGUUUGAUGUUUAAAAAUUGUUUGUUCUAUCUAUGGAAAGCUAACAACGCUACACUAGUAUAAAGGCUUCUGAUGGUAUUUACUGUUAAACCUCGUUAGCCACCGUUUUGUUGAACAUUUGUACAUAAUUGCACUUUGUUGAAAAUUGUUUGUUGUAUACUAAGUUUGUUAUCAUGCGCAUAUGCAAAGCAUAAGCGUAUAAUCAU